Messenger RNA from Diabrotica virgifera virgifera (western corn rootworm), 1443 nucleotides. RefSeq names its product inositol polyphosphate 1-phosphatase (gene Ipp). Gene Ontology annotation, molecular function: inositol-1,4-bisphosphate 1-phosphatase activity. Bases 333 to 1403 code for a protein of 356 amino acids. The record is from RefSeq and is a predicted model, not a curated record. NCBI's taxonomy places the organism in Eukaryota, Metazoa, Arthropoda, Insecta, Coleoptera, Chrysomelidae. Gene Ontology annotation, biological process: phosphatidylinositol phosphate biosynthetic process. The transcript is spliced from 6 exons.
GAACUCUACAAACUCUACAUCACGGUCUACAUUAUUUGAAAAGAACGCGCUAAAACGCUUUAUAUCCACAGCUGAAACGCAAAGGCCACAGUUCUAGAUGUAAAAUCAAUAAAUACGUGCCGUUUCAUCCGCUCUAGACGAUUAAAAUGGUUUUAUAAUGGAAUUAGAAAUAUAAUUGAUUGGUUUGCGUCAUUGCCAGUCGUAUAAUGAAGCAGUUUGUGGUUAUGAUAUCAGCCGAAUGGAAUAAGUGAUAAGGUACAGAAAAUAAUCUAUUUUUAGUGUACAACCUUCUUCUUUGGCGUUGACACCCUCAAUAUAGAUCGACUGAAGAGAUGGAUUUACUUCGCGCCCUUAUAGUUGUUUCUGAAAAGGCUGCAAAUAUAGCUCGAGUAUGUAGGCGAGAUGAACAUUUGUUCGAGUUAUUAGUUCAGAAGAAAAAGACAACUGAAGCUAAUCCCCGGUUUGUAGAAGAUUUUAAAACAUUAGCAGAUGUACUUAUACAAGAAAUGGUUAAACAUGAUAUUGGAAAACAAUUCAAUGAGUUAUCAGCUAAUAUCAAAGGAGAAGAAAAUAACGUAUUUAAAAACAAAUUAGGAGAAAAAAUAUGUGUAGAAGUAAAACCUAGCGAGGAAGAAACAUCAACUCUGUUAGAAAUUGUAUUAAAUGGGGACCACUUAGCAGCCACAUUGCUAGCAGCGGAAGUUCAUAGAGACUUAAAUAUUGAGAGUAUUAAAACUGAUGUACCUGAAACUGAAUUCAAUGUCAACUUUGAAGAAUUGGGUGUAUGGAUUGAUCCAAUAGAUUGUACAGCCGAAUACGUUCACGGUGGACCUGGAGAAAAUACCAAUAAUAUUCAUAAAAACGGACUUAAGUGUGUUACAAUUUUAAUAGGAGCAUUCAAUAGAACUACAGGAGAACCUGUUAUGGGUGUUAUAAAUAGACCAUUCCUAGACCCUGAAGACUUUCAGCAUUCCCAGCAAUGUGUAUGGGGAGUAUCCCUUCCAGAUUUAAAGUGCAACAGUAGACUGAAUACCAUUUCUAAGACGAAUAUUAUUUGCAUCAGCAGUAGUGAAAAAGAUGACAUUAAGAAGAAGUUAACGAGUCAUGGUUAUACCUUAAUUGAAGCAUCAGGAGCUGGAUACAAGAUUUUAACAGUAAUUUUAGGUUUAGCGGAUGCUUACAUUUUAACCAAAGGUACUACCUUUAAAUGGGAUACGUGUGCGCCGCAUGCCAUAUUAAAAUCACUCGGAGGAGACAUUAUUAACUUUCUUCAAAUAACAUCAUCAGACGAGCCAAAGAGUAUAAAAUAUUUUAACGAAGAAAGUAACUGCAAUUUAGAUGGAAUUAUCGUAUAUCGGGACGAGAACCAAUUAAACGAGAUCGUUAACAUCUUAAAGCUAUAAAGUAUUUUUACUUAAUAAAUGCUGUCUUAAAAUAAUUAAA